UGAUCAGAAAUGAGGAGGGGGUGGAAGUAGCGUGUGCUUCAUAAUAAUAAUUGUGAAGAGUAUGGUCAAGCGGAGGCCCGCGUGGGAGCCGCGACUGUGAGCGAGGCAGUGAGGGGGUGGGGGAAAACGCUCCUCCCAACAAAAUUUUUGGGAGACACGCGGACGGACGUUCAACUUCACUUGUUCAUUGUUCAUUUUUUUUUUUCGCAUUUUUUGGUCUUUUCUCUCUCUCUUUCUCCCUCUCUCUGUCCCUUUUCCCUGUCCCCAAAUGGCAUCGAAAGGGUGUGCUUUCGGUCCGCUGCUCCUUCUGCUGCUGCUAUUCUGCGUGAUUCAUUAUGUCCAGCCGGCACAAGCAGCCAACGCAUGUGGCACUGACGCCGUGUGCACUUGCACAGGAACCAGCGUCAAUUGCGGUGGCAGAUCUCUCACGGAGAUUCCAACUGCAGUCCCAGUCAAUACAACCUCGCUGGAGCUGAACAACAACCAGAUCACCAGCAUUUCCGCAGGCGCAUUCACUGGCCUGACUGCACUGACAUAUCUGAAUCUGAACAGCAACAGCAUCCGCAGCAUUUCGGCAAACGCAUUCACAGGGCUGACCGCGCUCAAGCACUUACCUCUGGGUUACAACGAGCUCGCCGACAUUUCGGCAACUGCAUUCGCAGGCUUAACUGCGCUGAAUGCAUUACAUUUGCAAUCCAACCAGAUUACCAGCAUUUCUGCAUCCGCAUUCGCAAGUCUGACAACGCUGACUUACCUGCGGCUCGACAGCAACCAGCUCACCAACUUUGCGGCGAACGUAUUCGCAGGCUUGAGUGCGCUGGCACUGUUAAAUCUCGAAAGCAACCAGAUCACCAGCAUUUCCGCAAACGCAUUUACAGACCUGACUGCGCUGACUCUAUUGUAUUUGCAACGAAACCAGAUCACCAGCAUUCCCACAUCUGCAUUCACAGGCCUCACAGCGCUGAAAGACUUGGAGCUCUUCAAUAACCAGAUCACCGCCAUUGCUGCAAACACAUUUUCAGGCCUGAGUGCGCUGACGCAAUUAUACUUGUUCAGCAACCAGAUCACCAGCAUUGCUGCCAACGCAUUCACCGGUCUGCCUGCGCUCACUGCACUGGCUUUGGAUGGCAAUCGCUUCACCACUCUGCCACCUGGUCUGUUUACGACCUUGCCAAAUGGCUUGUACUUGUCGUCCGGAUCCCAAUAUCUGAGCCCCAACAACUUUACCUUUGGGGGUAACACUGUCGCUCCGCCCAGCACCUAUGGCAGUGCAUCCCAACCAUCCCAGUGUGACACAGCCUGUGCCACCUGCUAUGCCGCCGGGUCCAGUGCGUGCUGCGAGGCCAAUUGCCUGUACUGCGCUUCAUCUUCUGUGUGCACUCAGUGCUAUGAAGGCUAUGGCAUCAUGAGCGGAUCCUGUGUUCCACUCUCUGUCAUUGCAUCUGCCUCAGUCGCUUCUGUCGCUUCUGCUUCGGUCGCAUCCAUCGACUCUGCUUCAGCCGCGUCUGUCGCUUCUGACGUGUCUGCUACCUCGGCAUCCUUUGCUUCAAUUGUUGCUGCCUCUUCAGCUUCCAUUGCAGCUGCUGCAAGCGUUUCAUCGGCAUCUCUCGCUUCGGUUGCUUCGGAUGCUUCCGCUACCUCGGCUUCUGCUGCUUCCCUUGCUGCUGCCUCUUCAGCAUCCCUUGUAUCGCAGAUGUCUGCUUCAGCGGCCAGCGCUUCAUCUGCAUGGCAAACAUCGGCUGCAUCUGCUGCGUCCGACUCUCCAAACGAGUCCAGCGAUCCUUCGACCCUGCCUCUGAUUCUCGGAGUCACUUUUGGCUUGUUGGCUCUCCUGCUAUUGACUGCGCUGGUUGUGGCCCUUUGGUGUCGACGCUCACCAAAGCCGGUGACUUCCGGCUCAGAACCGACUUACCCGUUUGUCAGCACAAUGUCAAACGUUGUGAAUCCAACCUAUGAAAUUUUGGCCAUUGCCGACAACCAAGCUGUCUACGAACAUGUUGGCUCAACGCCUCAGGCCCCUGUGGGCUCGUCGGAACCGCUCUACACUGAAGCAUCUGCAUCCAGUGUCCAGUACGCGAAUCCUUCGCUGCCCGAUGCCUCGUCUGUUCGCGUGCCAACCGCGUCCUCGGCAACCGCUUACUCGACAAUCGCUGUUGCAACAUCCUCGCAGGCCGAGAAUGUUGACUACACGUCUAUCGCAAACUAGCAACCUGUCAUCCCUUCUUCAUUUUGUGUUUCGGUGCAUCUCUUUGAUCUCUGUUCGUGCAUUUUCAUUCUGGUGUCUGCCUGUUUCAAGAAAGCACGUUGAAUGAAAUUGUGCCCUUCGCAGCCUUCCAACAAUGCA
Capsaspora owczarzaki ATCC 30864 is the source of this 2344-nucleotide messenger RNA. RefSeq lists its product as hypothetical. The record is from RefSeq and is a predicted model, not a curated record. Lineage: Eukaryota; Filasterea; Ministeriida; Capsasporidae. The coding region runs from base 269 to 2206 and encodes 645 amino acids. Gene Ontology annotation, molecular function: protein binding. The transcript has 13 exons.